This is a messenger RNA of Pestalotiopsis fici W106-1, 1674 nucleotides long. RefSeq lists its product as uncharacterized. The transcript has a single exon. NCBI's taxonomy places the organism in Eukaryota, Fungi, Ascomycota, Sordariomycetes, Amphisphaeriales, Sporocadaceae. Bases 1 to 1674 code for a protein of 557 amino acids. The record is from RefSeq and is a predicted model, not a curated record.
AUGGUCCGGAUUCCAAGUCUAGUUGCUGCCGCGGCAUUGGCGUCAUCAGCUCUCGGAAUUGUAGUAUCUGAGGUCCAACAGUAUGCCUGGACUGACCUAGCCAUCUCUUCCCGCCCAGACGGCCGCUACAUGCACCGCACUACAAGUGGCGAGCCCUUUCUUUGGAUCGCCGAUACGAACUGGGAAAUGUUCCAUCGCAUGAACCACACCGAUAUUGACCUUUAUUUUGCGGACCGCUCUGCGAAAGGUUUCAAUGUUAUACAGGCGGUGUUGCUGUCAAAGUACAAUGUCACAACCGCCCCCAACUUCUUUGGCGACCUAGCAAUCGACAACAGCGAUCCAAUGCAACCAAAUGAAGGAUACUUUUCCUUUGUCGAUUGGGUUGUUGCCAGAGCGGCUGAGUAUGAUAUCUUGGUCUGUCUCGUACCGGUUUGGGGACGUUAUGUCAGUGCAGGGUGGUACGGCACCAUUGGACCACGGCUUUUUGACAAAGACAACGCGUACUGGCUCGGACAAUAUAUCGGCAAGAGAUAUCCCGGACUUACCAAGAUGCUGGGAGGCGACACAAACGGAUUUUGGGCCAACAACGUCCCUCAAGCACGCCAGGCCUGGCGGGACGACCCAUAUGGAGAUCCGACCAAGCUCCUCGAUCCCAUUGAGGAUACUCGCGAAAUUUGGGCCGCCAUGAUGAAAGGAUUCAAGGAGGAGGAAGCAAAAGCCGGCUAUGAGGCCUUUGUUACUUUCCAGCCUACUAACCCUUGGAUCUCGGACCCUCCCACUCCUCUGCCGUACGGCCACAACUACAUAAACGGCAGUCUUGGGACCUUGUCAAUGGAUGCGGUGCAGUCCGGCCAUGAGAGCCCAGACCCAGAUGGAAUUGAUGCAAACUUUACGGUUCUCACGCCUUGGGACUCCAACAAGAAUUAUGAAAAUAUCAUUCAGAUGCGCGAACAGUUCUCAGGCCCUGUCAUGGAUGUGGAGAACCAUUAUGAGCUUGCCCAUGACAGUUUCGAUCCUUCCAAGCCAUUGUGGAAUGCUUCCCACGUCCGUCACGGCUUCUAUCCCGCUCUUCUGAGCGGCGCCUGCGGUAUUACCUACGGCAGUUUGCCAGUACAGCAGACCUAUACCAGGCUAGAGCUUGUGGCCAGUCCAGAGCACUACUGGGAACCGCAGCUGGGCCUGGAGGCAAACACCAGUUGGCAGGAGGGAAUUCAUCUCCCUGGGGCGAAGCAAACUGGCUACGUGGGCAAGCUCUUUGCUUUGCUUUCCGACGAGGAGUUUGACGGCCUAGAGCCAGCCCGCGAGUACAUAUCGUCGUCUGCAGACGCAGAGGAAGACGUGAUGCAGUACACAGGUACUCGCUAUGUGGCUGGCAUGGUGACCAAGGGACAAUACUGGGUCUAUACAGGAUUUGGAGACACCUUUCAGAUUGACCUCGGUGCACUCGCCAGUCGCUGGCAAUCCCUAGACACCCUCUACACUGCGCAUUGGUUUGAUCCCCGGACCGGGAAGCUUCAGUACGCGAACUCGGAGAAGCCCCGGCUUGCCAUUGGUCAGAGAACAUUUGUGCCCCCGACUUAUGGAGGAGUAGACCAUGACUGGGUCCUAGUCAUUACGGCCGAGCAUUUAUGCACAUGGUUCAGCCUUGCGAUCAGAUCCAUACGCGGGACAUGA